Molecule: messenger RNA, 1674 nt
Organism: Callorhinchus milii (elephant shark)
Lineage: Eukaryota; Metazoa; Chordata; Chondrichthyes; Chimaeriformes; Callorhinchidae
Product: syntaphilin
Exons: 7
Coding region: 284-1405 (373 amino acids)
Biological process (GO): axonal transport of mitochondrion; synapse maturation
Cellular component (GO): vesicle; cytoplasmic microtubule
Source: RefSeq, a predicted model, not a curated record
AGCAAACCUGUCUACCUCAGGAACUGAACUAGAGACCACCACAGAUGGUUGCCUCGGUUCUGACAUUUCGUUGUGUACUGUGUCACCUUGGAACAGCUCAGCUUGAAAGAAACUGCACUUUCCCUGCACCCUCCAGAGGACAGAUAGGCUGGGAAGAUGCUGCUAUUGGCUAUCGAUUCACACAUCUGCCUCACUCACACGGCAGAGUGUUUCUAAAUUGAGAAAGCACUUCUACAUGACUGCCUUCACGCAGGAGUUGGGAUAAGUUCCUGCAGCGGCCUCCAUGUCAGGAUCAGGAAGCAGACGUUCCUCUGUCCCUCGCAGCCGUUGUCUCCAUGGAAGAAGUGGCUUUUCUUCACUGUUUAAAUCCACAUUGACCGGGACAGGGAGCCAGCGUGAGGCACAGCCUCUCCUGCAGCCACCCAGACACACCUCGCCUCCAGUCAGGCUCCGUGACAGCCACCCCACCUCCUCCCUGAGCAGCAGCAGUAACUCAGGCUCCUAUAAAGGGAGCGACAGCAGCCCAACCCCCCGGCGUUCCAACAAGUACACCUCCUGCAGUGAAAACCAUGGUAUCAAACCCCCCACUCCUGAACAGUACCUGACCCCAUUGCAGCAGAAGGAGGUCUGCAUUCGUCACCUGAAAGCCAAGUUGAAAGAGACACAAGAGAAGCUGAAGGAGAGGGAGGCUGAGGUGGAGGAUCUAAAGCUACAGCUGGGCCGGAUGCAGGAGGACUGGAUUGAGGAGGAGUGUCACCGGGUGGAGGCGCAGUUGUCGCUGAAGGAAGCUCGGAAAGAAAUCCAGCAACUGAAGCAGGUGAUUGAGACGGUGAAAGAAAACCUGGUGGAGAAGGACCGUGGCAUCCAGCAGUAUUUUGUAGACAUCAACAUCCAGAACCGUAAACUGGAGUCGCUGCUACACAGCAUUGAGCGGGCGCAGGAGGGGGAGGAGGCCCAGGAGGGGGAGGGGUCUACCAGUGGCUCUCCAGCCAGGUCCCUGCUUCGCAGUAACAUGUUCACCGAGCUGAAUGAAGGAGAGGCCAGGCCCCAGAGCAGACAUACUCUGUCAGCUGAGGACUCACUGGUCACCACUGGCUCAGAUGUGUUGUUGGUGCUGAGUGAUGGAGAAUUGCUGGCACCAGCUGUGCCGGGCGUCCCAUGUCACUGGAGCCGCCACUACCUGCUGGACCUGCUGGCGGUGACAGUCCCAGUGCUGCCAACUCUGAUGUGGAUUUUCUGCACCCAACGUGGUGGCACCCAGCCUCUCUAUAACAUUAGCUGCUUUCUCCGCACCUGCUGUCUAGUGGCAUUAGGCUCCCUGCGGACAAUGAGCAACCAAGAAGUGAGGGAAACUCUGGCACCUCCUCUCAGCCUCUCUCCUGACCUGCAGGAAGAUAAAUUAUAAUUAUUAAGAACAACAUCAGCUGUUAUAGUUUAAGAAGGAGUUGUUGGGAGUUUGGAACGGGAGGGAGUUAGAUCUGGAAUUACACGUUUUAUUUCAUAAAGACUCAAACCUGCCAAAUCCCACAUCAAAUCAUUUUAAUACAACAUUCAAAACCCCGUCAGUAGAAAGCAGCACACCUGUAGCUGGGGGGGAAGGGUGGGGGGAGUUUAGAAAUGGAUGGACCUUUGCUUCUCAUGGCUCGGAGAAGCGAGCAAUAAGAGGUUUCCUGG